This is a messenger RNA of Meloidogyne enterolobii, 1602 nucleotides long. The record is from the annotation of a GenBank genome assembly. Lineage: Eukaryota; Metazoa; Nematoda; Chromadorea; Rhabditida; Meloidogynidae.
CACACUUGUUGAACCUUUGGACGAGAUUGUAAAAAUUGUAAAUGAAUAUGUCGAAAUAUCGUUUGAAUCUACAAAAACUGAUGUAAAUAAAGAGGAGGAGGAAGAUGACGACAAUGAUGUUAAAAAAUAUUUGUCUUUACAAUCCAGACUUGAACGAGUAUAUUUAUUUACAAUUAAUGUAGAAUCUGAGGAAGAGAGGACAACUGAACGACAACAAAUAUUAUUUUCGAAUGAUGAUGAGAGGACACCAAAAAUUAAAGAUUGUCUAUUUCUUAUUAAGAUGUUGCUGGCUACAUAAAAAUUUUAGAGAAAAAAAUUUAUUUUGACCAUUUUUACAUUUUUUUUAAUUGACCAUUUUACAAAUGUGGCGUUUUGUCGCGCUUUUUAUUUUUUCUUUUUUUGUUAUUUUUCUGAUUUUUUAAAUUGAUUUUCAGAUUUCUUUUAUUUAUUUUUACAAGAAAAAUGGCUUCUGCAAAUAUUGACCAAGAAAUAGUGCGUGAAUCGUUGGAAUGCCCAAUUUGUAAAGAUUUCUUUUCUGAGCCUAAACAGCUUCUUUGUGGACAUACUUUCUGUCAGGGAUGUAUUGAUGGAUUGGAAAAAGUUAUUUCGUCAUUUGGAAAUGACUCGGAAUUUGGAUUUUUGCAUACAAUUUAUACUCGUUCUGCUGAGGCACGUCGCUGUAUAAAUCAACGCUUGAAUGAGGGUCAAAGAUAUUCCAUUAUGUGUCCAAACUGCCGCAAGAUGUCUCUUAUUCCUGAGAAUGGAUUGAAUACUAAUUAUGUUGUUAAAGAAAUGGUUGAGAAAUUUCGUUUCAUUUCGUUUACCAACAGUGGAUUUAAUGGGAAUGACUCAUCGGCUGAUUCCGGGGAGAAGAAUACGUGUUCUGGAUGUUCUCGUCCAACACCUACAAAUGAAUUGUUUUUUUGCAAAGGGUGUGCUUCUGUUACGAAUAAGAAGUUUAUUUGUUCUCUCUGUGUUUUGAAAAUGCACAAGGAUCACGAUGUCAUAAUGUGCUCAGAUUUUGCUUCGCAUAAGGACCGUGAAGAGGCUGCUAAUCUUAUAGCCGAUGCUGCUUACAGAGCUCGUUCUCACGUUGAAAAAAUUAAUGGAAUUCAUGAACAGUUUAAUCGUGGAUUUGACUCUAUUAAACAGAAAUUGCAAAACAAUCUUGAACCUUUUGAAGCCUUUCAUCUUGAAUGUUACGACAGUGAGUCCCACCAUUUAAAAGAAGAAUUAGAAGAGAAAGUGCGUAAAGCUAAACAAUUGGGUGACCGUUUUUCAAUGACUUAUUCUGAACUUGAGAAAAUUGCAAAAAGUGCAAAUCGUUAUUUUAAUUCAAUCAAUUCUGCUCCCGAUUUUGAUCAUCAAAAACGUGCUCGGUCUUUCUUUAUUGAUGACGCUGGACCUUCAACUUCUACAAAUAUGUUGACUCCAUUUAUGCUUUCCAAUACUUUUGCCUACAAUUCGGAUAGAAAUCAGCGUCAACAAAAACGUAAACCUCGACAACGCCACUUAAAUUCUCCACGUAUCGAUCCUCGACUUGUUUUGCGUGCUAAUCCUCCAGUUUCUGAUGAUUCUACAAAUAUUUUGGAAUUGAGUUAA